CAAGAGUUGAAAAAAUACAUAUAAAAUCAUAACCCCAUAUAUUAGUGAAUCUGCUCAUUUGAUUACAUUUGUCCAUCUGUACUAAGUUAUAUCUUGAUAGGGUAAAAUUAUACACUUCACUUUUUAUGAGCUUAUUUAAUGUGAGCAGUAUUUACAAAAAAUUACUUCAGUCAUCAGUUUCAAUUAAUCAUUGUAUCAUAUAAAAUCAAUAUCAUAAUGCAACAUAUUCAACAUUUAUCAGAAAGCAUAUGGAUUGUUAUUAUUUUAAUUAUCACAUGUGUGGAAUGUCUCAUUCCCAAAGCAUGUGUUCGUAAUAUUACAGCAACUGGUGGAAGUGGAAUCUGUUGUCCAAUACCUAAAGGUUCAAAAUAUCCAUGCGGUGGUCCUGGUCGUGGAACAUGUCAAAUGGAAUACACUCAAGUCGAAAAUAUACCGUUUUAUUUGAUCAUGGAUGAUAGAAUGAAUUGGCCAUCAAGAUUUUUUAGUUAUUUCUGUAAAUGUGAAGAUCAUUAUUUCGGAAUUGCAUGUAAUGAAUGUUGGUACGGUUGGGAAGGACCAUUUUGUAAUAAACGUAAACAAUAUGUUAGACGUAAUAUCAUGUCAUUAUCUCCAAUUAAAAGAAAAAUGUUUGUUAAUGUUGUGACAAAAAUGCUUACUACUCCAACUGAUUAUCUAAUAUUGUUUGAAAAAGAAGCUAUACAUUCUGAUCCAUUAUGGAAACCUAAAUUUUUAGAUGUGGAUGUACAAUACUUAUUCACUUUUAUACAUCGUUAUGCUAGCAGAGCUACAUUGUUUCAUAAUAUCAAAGAUUGUGUAAGAAGUAAUCAAAUUAACAGUAAUCAUGAGUCAGUUGGAUUUUUAACUUGGCACAGAUAUUAUAUGCUGUUUUGGGAAAGACAACUACGUAAAAUAGCAAUUAAGUUGUAUGGUUGGACAGAUUUCACGUUACCCUAUUGGGAUUGGGUUGAUUCUACAAAAUGUGAUGUUUGUAUCAAUAGUUUAUUAGGUGGUUAUGGGCAAUGGGUUGGGGAAAGUCGUUUAAUAGACCCUAGAAGUCCAUUUUACAUGUGGCCUGAAUACUGUUCUCCUCCGACUAGCGGAAGUAAUUGUUAUAGCUGUCAUGCUGCUUGGCCAAACUUUCGAGUACUGACAAGAUACUUUGAAGCCACAAUGUUUCCAACAACCGAUCACCUUUUGUUCACUCUUUCAAAAAAAUCAUAUUACUUGCCUCAAGUGGAACAAGAUUAUGGUAAAUGUCGUGGUUUUCAUCAAGCUAUUGAAGGAUCUUGUUCUGUACCUGGUGCUAAUUCAACUUAUUCAUUUAUGCAUAAUAAAGUGCAUAAUAUGGUGACUGGUACAUUUUGUUGUGCAUCAACUUCAGCCAAUGAUCCUCUCUUCUUAGUACAUCACACACAAAUAGAUAGAAUAUUCCAAUUAUGGUUUAUGUAUAAUCGUCCACGUCCGACAGAGUAUCCAAAUCAUGGAGUUGAACUCGGGAACUGUCGUGAAUGCAAUUUGGUUGGCUUUAUUCCUACAAUUAAACACUUACACAUGUUUGUAAAUACAAUACAAUUAGGUUAUACAUAUGAUAACUUUAAUUUCGGUAAGCGUGGCUUUAAAGGAGAAAAAUUCAUGAAAUGUGGUCCUAAAUAUUGUGUCUAAUUUAUUAUCUACUUGAAAUCAGAACACAAUCCAAACUAUGAAAACAGAAACUCAAUAUUAUUGAUCAGCAACUAUUAAUGAACAAACACUAAAUCAAUCAUAUCAGUAGUAUUGGAAGAAAUUGAAAAUAAAGCAUAAAUGAUGAUUUGGUUUU
Schistosoma turkestanicum is the source of this 1816-nucleotide messenger RNA. The record is from the annotation of a GenBank genome assembly. NCBI's taxonomy places the organism in Eukaryota, Metazoa, Platyhelminthes, Trematoda, Strigeidida, Schistosomatidae.